Ilex paraguariensis (yerba mate) is the source of this 1550-nucleotide messenger RNA. The record is from the annotation of a GenBank genome assembly. Lineage: Eukaryota; Viridiplantae; Streptophyta; Magnoliopsida; Aquifoliales; Aquifoliaceae.
AGAUAUUUCUCUUGACAUUUUGUUUCGAUUUCAAUAUAUUGCUCUUCUUCUCUUUAUCUAACAUCAAGUCACUACUCUCUGAUCUAAUCUGUAUUGAAAUCCCACUAAAUUUACUGUUUCCAUCCCCGGAAUUACCAGAUUUUUCUCUUCCUAUUUCACUUGGUGAAGAAUCCAAAGGUUACUGCCUUUUUUUUUCUCAUCAUUCUGUCACAAUUUUAGCAUCUCUGCUUGUUUCAUUCUUGAUUUCAGUUCAGUCCUUUAAAUCUGUUGAUUUAGUAGCAAUCUGGCUAUCCAAAACCCAAAGCUUACUAACUCUGAAAACCCAAAAGCAAAACAAUGGCUUCUAUUAGAUUAGAUGCAUCGAAGCAACACUAUGCAACAAGCAGUCUUGUAGUGGGCUAUGCUCUGUGUUCGAGCUUGUUAGCAGUGAUAAACAAGUUUGCCAUCACCAAAUUCAACUAUCCUGGUCUUCUCACUGCACUACAGUACCUGACUUCAGCUCUAGGGGUUUGGGUUUUGGGUAAAUUAGGGUGUUUACACCAUGAUCCUUUCACAUUUGAAACCGCCAAGAAAUUCAUGCCUGCUGCCUUUGUUUUUUACCUGGCAAUCUUCACAAACACAAAUAUUUUGCGUCACGCCAAUGUGGAUACGUUUAUAGUAUUUAGAUCAUUGACACCUUUGUUGGUUGCCAUUGCUGAUACUACUUUUAGAAAGCAACCCUGUCCGUCCAAGUUUACUUUUUUGUCAUUGUUGAUUAUUUUGGGUGGGGCUAUUGGUUAUGUUGCUACUGAUUCGGGGUUUACAUUGACUGCAUAUUCUUGGGCAUUUGCUUAUUUGGUGACAAUUACGACUGAGAUGGUUUAUAUCAAGCAUAUGGUGACCAAUCUUGGAUUGAAUACUUGGGGUUUUGUCUAUUACAACAAUUUGUUGUCGUUGAUGGUGGCUCCGUUGUUCUGGAUUAUUACGGGGGAAUAUGCUGAUGUGUUUAUUGCUAUGAGAUCAGAUUCUGGGAAGUUGUUUAACCUUGUUGUGUUCAUGGCAGUGUCAUUGUCUUGUGUGUUUGGGCUGCUUAUAAGUUUCUUUGGGUUUGCGGCGAGGAAAGCAAUAUCUGCCACUGCAUUUACGGUGACUGGUGUGGUUAAUAAAUUUCUGACCGUGUCAAUCAAUGUGUUGAUUUGGGAUAAGCAUGCUAGUCCCUUUGGUUUGGUUUGUCUUCUCCUAACCAUUGCGGGAGGUGUUCUUUAUCAGCAGUCUGUUACAGGAGGUGGCAAUCCCUCUCCACAGCGUGACACAGUGGCUAAGCAGUUGGACAGUAAAAAUGAUGCUAAUUACUAUGCAGAUGAGGAUGAAGAAAAGAGCAUAUCUGGUAAAAUUUCUGUUGUAUGAGCAUUUUUACUUGCUUUGGCCUUGCGAAGAGGGGGUACUUAUUUGAAGUUUUAUGUCUAAUUGUUAGUGGCUUGUAUAUCUUUCUUGUAUCAAAUCAUUGGAAUAUUUUGCUUUCCAGAAUUUUGAUUUGAAUGUUCUCUUUGGUUGACCUUUUUUCACAAUUG